Messenger RNA from Petromyzon marinus (sea lamprey), 7850 nucleotides. RefSeq lists its product as uncharacterized. Lineage: Eukaryota; Metazoa; Chordata; Hyperoartia; Petromyzontiformes; Petromyzontidae. The record is from RefSeq and is a predicted model, not a curated record. Gene Ontology annotation, cellular component: nucleus.
GCACCACUGACACACGGCACGCAGGGCACGGCACGCUGCUGCUGCCGCCACCACCACCACUCAUGUGCACGGGGCAUCAACCCAGAGAUCACGACUGUGCUGUAGCGCUGCGUGUCCGUUCGCGGAGGUGGUGGUGGGGGUGGGGGGGGGAACAAUUACGGCUAAUUACCGGGCAAAACGAACGCGAUAGCACGACCAUCAACACUCAAGUAUCGAGGUUCAUCUUCGCGUGAUAGUACACCCCCGUCAGUUGCGCGUUGCGCUCAUUGCUCGCGCUGAUACAAGCGGACAGAAUGAGGCGCGGAUGAGGGUAGAGCGAGCGGUCGGCGGCGAGUUUUAAGGUUGGGCUGCUGCGAUUCAUGAGCGAGCGUGCGUGGCUGGCGGCGGUGGUGGGGAGGAGGAGGAGGAGGAUCGCCGCUGUCGCCGGGAGAGAGAUCGCAUCGCGCGUUCGGGGAGAGAGCUGGGAUCAGGGCUCAGCCGAGCAGGGGUCUCCGUCGAUUCGCCGCUCAACGCGGGACAAAGGAAUCUCAACGUCUUGCUGCCCCGGGCGAGAGACACCAACCCAACCGGCCGCUUGAACCACCACCCCCCACCACUCCACCCUCGCGGUCUCCCUACCCCCACCCCUUCCUCCCCGCACCCCACGCCGUGCCCUCGGGGGUGCGCCCCUAAACCGAUGAGGAAUGACCCUCGUGCUGCCCGUGAGCGGGGUCGGGGGACUGCCUGCAGAGCCGGCCCCAGCCUGGGAGGCCCCCUCGGAGUUCGGACAGCAGCCGUGCGAGCGAACGCACCCCGACGGCCACACUCCCGAGUCGGCGUGCGGCGAGCGCGUGGCCGUGCCGGCUCAAGGCGCCACCGAGAUCCCGACUCUCAAGCGGAAGCACCGAGACUGUGCCCACCACGAGGGACACAUGCCAAGCUGGCUGCAUGGGGGCCUGUGCGUACCUGAGGAGCGCCUGCGCCUGCACAACCUCUCCAUGCGCAAGCUGCAGCUGCUGGAUGACCCGGAGGCGCUGCUCCGCCGCUCCGUUCUCAUCAACAACCUCGUGAGGCGCCUCCGCCUGGGCGCUGCCGCGGCCGCCGCGGCCGCCGCUGCCGCCUCCUCCUCCUCCUCCUGCUUCCCGCCUCCCUCGCCGGCCCAGGGCUGGCCGGCACCCGCCGCAGGUCCCUUUGCCGGCGGCUGGGAGUCGGCCUGCCUGGGGCCCUGGGGGCCCGGUCCCUGGACGUCGCAGGUCCCCGCGGCCCACUACCACUACCCCGAGACCCCGGGGGGUCUGGCCGUGUCGAGCAAGAGGCCCCGGGUGGAGGACGAGCCGGACGGCGCGGUUGGCAGCGGCGACGGGGAGGAAGAUGCGGAAGAGGAUGAGGAAGAGGAGGUAGAAGAAGAGGAAGAAGAUGAGGAGGAUGAGGAGGAAGAGGAGGAUGAGGAGGAGGAGGAUGAGGAGGAGGAGGGUGGGGAAGGCGGUAUCAUUUCGACAUCCCGAGCGCAGCACCACCAACAACACCCACACAAUCAACAUCAUCAACCUCAUCAACCUCAUCACCAUCCUCCGCACAUGCGCUUUUACCCAGUGCUCAAUGCGUGCGGCGGCGGAGGAGGUGGAGGCGGACACUGCCCGGCUGCCAAUCAGAACCACUACCAUUACCACCACCACCAUCACCACCACCAUCACCACCACCAUUACCAGCAGCAGCAGCAGCAGCAGCAAGGGCGAGGCAGCCUCGCGGACACGGCGCUGGAGAGCGGAGCGGGAGAUUACAACGGCGCGAGUGGCAUUCCCGUGACGAAUCACAGCUACGGGACGUGCGCCCCCUACACGGGGUGCGGAUUCCCACUCAUGUCCACACAGCAGCAGCAGCAGCAGCAUCAUCAUCAGCAACAUCAUCAUCAGCAGCAGCAUCAUCAUCAGCAGCAUCACCAGCAGCAACAGCAUCAUCAUCAUCAGCAGCAGCAGCAGCUGCCGCAACAGCAGGACGAACUUCGACUACAGGGUUUAGAGCAUCAGUCCCGAGAUAACCAUCCGCAUCAUCAUCACCACCACCAUCCGGAUCAUCAUCAGCAGCAGCAGCAGAAUAACAAUAAUCAUCACCAGCACCACCAUCAUCAAGAUGUCCGCAGGCACCUCCGCGCUUACACACAGCCGUCGACGCGGUGCGCUCAGGAACAGCACGGCGAUGUGUGGCGCCGCGAUUGCGUCCGCGACUGCUCCCGCGACGGGCAGGCGGCGGCGGCGGCGGCGGCGGCGGCGGAGGAGGAGGAGGAGGAGGAGCCGCGCCGCUCGCCGGCGCAAGCUCCCGGCUGCGGUGCGCUCGCAGCCGAAGCCGCCGACCCGCGCCAGUGACGUGCGGGGCGAUGGUCACGGAACGACGUCCGCGGUUCGUCGGCCCUCUCGCGCGCGCUGUGCGCGGCACUGCGAGCCGAGGUAGCGGAUCGCGAGUUUGACUCCCGGCCCCGUGGCUGCGGCGUCAUCGUCGCUUCACGUCGUCGAGGGAUGAGCGGCGGCGGCGGCGGCGGCGGCGCAGCGGGGUUUCUUGCGCACUGCGCUGCUGCGAACACAGUGACCGGAGACUGAUUGCGGGUCACAGGGUGACGUCGGUGGCGGGCGAUACCUGCACUGGUUACGCGCAGCACCACCCCUGCACUGACCGGCGUGGUGAAGUAUGGUCAAAUAACCCCCAUGACCGACGUGGCGUGGGGAGGCCUUCGUCCAGCAGUGGAUUGACAAAAGGGCUCUUAAUCAGUACGUGUUUUCUAUCUUACACAGGUGACGCAUCACCAGCAAUGGUUAAGGGAUCAUGUUAGUUGGCGGUCCUAAGCAUAGCAGGCGGGUAAUUCCACAUUCCCAUGGCGGGACUCGGUCUCUCCGUGAGACGACCACCGUUUACAUCCUGCAAAGUGGUACUCAUUUUAUCAACCCCUACGGAAUGAUAGGCUGAGUCGACCCCUCGACUGGUCAAUUGAAGUGGCAACUUUCUGAAUGCUGUGUCCAAACUGCAUUUCCAGACCAAAUCCAUUUACAUAUUGCAUACGUGUACAUACUGUAUAGACACAUCAGUAUAGAAACAUCAUUAUAGACACAUCAGUAUAGAAACAUCAGUAUAGACACAUCAGUAUAGAAACAUCAGUAUAGACACAUUACUUUCGGGACAUCAGUAUAGGCACAUCAAUAUAGACACAUCAGUAUAGAAACAUCAGUACAGACACAUCAGUAUAGACACAUCAAUAUAGACACAUCAGCAUAGGCACAUCAGUAUAGACACAUCAGUAUAGAAACAUCAAUAUAGAAACAUCAGUAUAGACACAUCAGUAUAGGCACAUCAGUAUAGAAACAUCAGUAUAGACACAUCAGUAUAGAAACAUCAGUAUAGAAACAUCAGUAUAGACGCAUCAGUAUAGACACAUCAGUAUAGGCACAUCAAUAUAGAAACAUCAGUAUAGACACAUCAGUUUCGACACAUCAGUAUAGACACAUCAAUAUGGAAACAUCAGUAUAGACACAUCAGUAUAGACACAUCAGUAUAGGCACAUCAAUAUAGAAACAUCAGUAUAGACACAUCAGUAUAGACACAUCAGUAUAGACACAUCAGCAUAGGCACAUCAGUAUAGACACAUCAGUAUAGACACAUCAGUAUAGACACAUCAGUAUAGAAACAUCAGUAUAGGCACAUCAGUAUAGAAACAUCAGUAUAGACACAUCAGCAUAGAAACAUCAGUAUAGGCACAUCAAUAUAGACACAUCAGCAUAGAAACAUCAGUAUAGGCACAUCAAUGUAGACACAUCAGUAUAGACACAUGAGUAUAGACACAUCAAUAUAGACACAUCAGUAUAGACACAUCAGUAUAGGCACAUCAAUAUAGACACAUCAGCAUAGAAACAUCAGUAUAGGCACAUCAAUAUAGAAACAUCAGUAUAGACACAUCAGUAUAGGCACAUCAGUAUAGACACAUCAGUAUAGGCACAUCAGUAUGGACACAUCAGUAUAGGCACAUCAGUAUAUGCACAUCAGUAUAGACACAUCAGUAUAGCCACAUCAAUAUAGAAACAUCAGUAUAGGCACAUCAGUAUAGGCACAUCAGUAUGGACACAUCAGUAUAGGCACAUCAGUAUAGGCACAUCAGUAUAGACACAUCAGUAUAGGCACAUCAGAAUAGACACAUCAGUAUAGGCACAUCAGUAUAGGCACAUCAGUAUAGAAACAUCAGUAUAGGCACAUCAGUAUAGAAACAUCAGUAUAGGCACAUCAGUAUAGACACAUCAGUAUAGGCACAUCAGUAUAGACACAUCAGUAUAGGCACAUCAGUAUAGAAACAUCAGUAUAGGCACAUCAGUAUAGACACAUCAGUAUAGGCACAUCAGUAUAGAAACAUCAGUAUAGGCACAUCAGUAUAGAAACAUCAGUGUAGGCACAUCAAUAUAGGCACAUCAGUAUAGGCACAUCAGUAUAGGCACAUCAGUAUAGACACAUCAGUAUAGGCACAUCAGUAUAGACACAUCAGUAUAGGCACAUCAAUAUAGGCACAUCAAUAUAGAAACAUCAGUAUAGGCACAUCAAUAUAGGCACAUCAGUAUAGACACAUUACUAUAGAAACAUCACUAUAGACAUCACUAUAGACAUCACUAUAGACACAUCACUAUAGACAUCACUAUAGAUACAUCACUAUAGACAUUACUAUAGACAUCACUAUAGACACAUCACUAUAGACACAUCACUAUAGACAUCACUAUAGACAUCACUAUAGACAUCGCUAUAGACACAUCACUAUAGACAUCACUAUAGACAUCACUAUAGACAUCACUAUAGACAUCACUAUAGACAUUACUAUAGACAUCACUAUAUACAUUACUAUGGACAUCACUAUAGACACAUCACUAUAGACACAUCACUAUAGGCAUCACUAUAGACACAUCACUAUAGACACAUCACUAUAGACACAUCACUAUAGACACAUCACUAUAGACACAUCACUAUAGACGUCAGUGGAGACAUCCGUUGAUGGUGCCACGGCUUAAUAUCGCACAGGACUUGCAAUCCAGAGGCCACCCUUUGAACGCGAUCUCCAGGCGCGGCAGCUGCAACGACGUUGCAAGUUUCUGAAAUCCCCUUCCCCGCCUCUGUCCACCCAGCAGUAACCGAUGGGUCGGUUGUGGUAGGGUAAAGUGUGAGCAGCACUCCUGCCAAUGUCGAGGCGGUCUGGCCUGCGUGGAAGAGAAGACCAAGUGACCCUCUUAAUUGGAGCACUGGCUCUUCUUGCCAGCAGUGUGACGUGAGCAGGCAGUUGCGGGGCUGCGCCUUUAUCUGUAGGCAACGACCCGAUUACGGUCAAAUCGCGAUGUGUGCAGCCCGGUGUCACGUGCGCUGUUUAGCACCACGCGAAUGUCACUGUGGCAGAGGCUGGGUGUGCACUACCCCCCAUACCGCAGAGGGUACCUUGAACAGGGUUGGGCUGUGGGAGUAUCCUGCCCCUGUACGUAUCCAAGGCACGUGGCACCCGAAGUGGCGAGCGGUGACCGUCCACUGCACGUGCUCGCCGUCUCGUCCUCUGCGUACGGGGGGGGGACGUCGGUCACGUGGCGGUCGAGGCUGUUCCCUGUGGACGUCACCGUCCGCGGGCAGAAUCGCCGUCGGUCACGGCGUGCGCCUCGGUGCGGAGUCGCGCGCCCUCGACGCGCGCAACAUUCUAACGGCUGCUUCAUUGAGUUCGACGUCAAUAUAGAGAGAAUUUGGGGAAAUCUUUGUUUUUGGGCCGGAGGAAGAAUCCGAUGAGCUAAGAAGCUAUUUUAUUGUUUGUUACGUGCAUCCAGUAUGGGGCGGGUCAGCGAGUUACAGAACGGUAAAACAAUGGUAAGCAAGUCACUCAAUAUAAAUAAGUAAUACAUGGUUUCAUUGCGGUAGUGGUAUCGAUGGAAUUGUGACUUCGAUUCAUUAAAAAUACAUAUAUUUUUUUCUUAAAUAUAUCGAAAAAGAAUGCAGGUGCAUUGUAGCGCCUCUAGUGGCUGCAGGGUUCACGCAAACAAUUAUUACGCGCAAGGGAUACGCAGGGUGGCCCAAAAGUUAGGACACAUAGGGUUAUUAUAUUUAUUGAAACAAAACUACCUAGGGUUAUUUAAUUUAUUGUAACACAUGUUCAAACCGACUUCCAUUAACAUUAAUGCACCAUGCAUAAAUUCACGUUUGAAAUUCAUUCAGGAUACUUAUUUUUUAAAAGAUUACAACGUGUAAUCUUUGAGCAUUCAUCAAUUCUGUUUUGUCUCAAUUCAUUCAGGUUUCUUGGUUCAGUUUUGUAAAUGUCAUCUGAAAAGUAGGAACAAAAAUGGAUAUUAAUAGUGCCAAAAUAUUAAAUAUUAGCUUAAAGAAGAGACAAUUGAAACGUUUUAAUGCUAGCGUUAAAAUAAAUUAGAUAACCCUAUGUGUCCUGACUUUUGGGCCACCCCGUAUUAAAACGCGCCUCGAGAAUGAUCGAUUCAUGUGGUGGAUCGAUUAAUCUUAAGUGCGUUAUAUACACGGUCCAUGGGGUCUAUGUGCACAACUUAUUCAGCCGAAAUGUUUACGAUUUUCUUUUUUAUUUCAUCAUCAUCAGCAGAAUUUCUGUCAAUAGCUUUGCAUAUUUUGAUGAGAAUCUGGAGACUCGAAAAAUAACAACAAUAAUAUUGUUAUUAUUGUUUUAAUAUUGGAAAAUUUCAAAUCGUUACAUGAAUGGGGAAUUUUAACAAAAACACACAUGUAGGUCGUUUUUUGACCUCAAAAGUUUCGAGAAUGUUUUUUAAUAUUCCGCGUGUGUCUGUACUGGGGGAGACAAAAACGGCCGGGCGUGGUACUGGCUACACCACCCCUCCAUCUGCCGUGCUGGACCUUAAUAGGUGCUCGCUAACAGGCACUUGCCUCAACAGGCUGUUAAACGCUAUGUUGGGGGAGGGUGGGAAAUCUGUGUCUUUGAAGCACCGCGCUAUGAACCGGGCCACCUGAGUUCGAUUCCCGCCCAUGACGACGGUGUGUUGUACGUACAUGCUUGCGGUGUGUUAACAUCUCCACUGGGGAGACAAAGGCGGCUGGGCGUGGUGCUGGCUACGCCACCCUCGUCCGCACAAGCCCCGUGCCCUCGUGUGCCGUACUGGUGUCACGUGGUAGAUCUUCCCCGUCCCGGCCUUAAUGGGUGCUCGCUAACGGCACUUGCCCCAACAGUCUAAAAGGCUACCCGGGGUAUCUUUGUUUAGUGUGUGUGUGUGUGUGUAGCGGUGUUGUGGUGGUUCUCUUGCUGCACUGCAAACUCGAAAACCAGGGUUCGAUUCCUGGCCACGCAAAUACUCCAAACGUAGCCCGUGCCUCUGCUGGGUCUACUCAGCCUAAACAUGAGCAGUGGCCAAUAUCAGCACAGGGAAGACAAAAGCGGCCAGGCAUGCAUGGUCCUGGCCACACCAUCCCCUUCAGAAACGUGACCGUGGCCGGCCUUAAUGGGUGCUCGCAAACAGCACUUGCCCCAAUAGUCUAAAAGACUACCUUGGGUGUCUUUGUAAUACGCAGGCUACAAUGCAUACUAUACAAUGCAGAUAAGCCGAUUGCUUUAUGUAGCUGCAUAUAAAUUGUAUUAAUAAGGUGACGUUUUGGGGCGAUAACCCUUCUCCACGUUUUUUUCCUUUUCAGCCUCAGCUUCAAGAGCACUGCCCCACGCAGUUCCUGAAAUUUUAUACUGUAUUUAUCACAGUAAUGUGUACAAACGUGUAUAUACUGUACAUAAAACAAUACAAAGGGGGACGGAGGGGGGGGCAUUUUGUAAAGACUCUACCUUGCAAGGGAGGUCAUGGAACCCGAGGACCUCUCUGCGUCUUGAAAUAAAAGGACGCGUGUUGAUA